AUAAACAAAACAUUUUGAUCAAAACCGAAACAAACAAAAUUGUUUUUAUAUUUUCGGAACAGUUUGAUUAGAUGUUAGUUUUUCGUUUAGUUAAUAAAAGUUAUUUGUGUAAAUGUGUGCUUAAUCUAUGAAAAAUGUCGAAAGCUGGUUCAACCGAAAAACUAUCAAAAGAUUCAACUAGCUCCAGUGUCAAUCGUGCUUCGUCAGCGACCUCUAUCGUGCUGGAGCAAAACGGAGAAAAAAAGAUUCUCAAAAAAAUCAAACUCAAAGGUCCGCUUAAAGCGCCACCAGCUGCAAAACCAGAGCAAACAUUUGCCUGUACGUUCUGCAAAGCUACCUUCACCAACCAUGAACAGCUUAGGGUACAUUUUUUAAAACACGGAGCAGAAUCGAUACUCAGUAAAAACCCCGAUGAGCCUAGACAAUCCAACCAAGAAGGCGCUAUAAUGUUGAUUGAAUGCGAAUGGUGCCCGGAAACGUUCACCUCGAUGUCGAAGGCAAUAGAACACAAGUACCGCAAGCAUAAUUACGAAAGCAAGAACUACUUCUGUACGCUUUGCGGACGGUUAUUCCCGCUGAAAGUGGCCCUCGAUCAACAUCAGAAUCUGGAACAUAAAAAUGAUAAGAAAAUAGUAAUUCCCCGCUUGGACUUCAUCUGUGGUUUCUGCGGAACGGCCUUCAUCUCAAAUUCCGCCCUAGAAUUACACAUCAAAACAGCCCAUAACUUGGAGAAACGUAUGAUGAACCACCCGUUCAUUCCGACGCCCUCGAAAAAGGUGCGCUUGAAUCAGGCAGGCGAAAUAAUUUCCAUUUACUACUGCCACCUGUGCGGCUCGGAAUACAUGCUCAAAUUCAACCUACUGAAGCAUAUUGAAGAUCACCACUCGUACGAAGUCCGGUGUGCAGCUCCAGAAGAUCUGCUAAAAUGCAGCACGUGCGACUCGGUGUUUUACACCAAGAAAGCAUUCGAUACACACAACAUUCAUCACAAACCGGAGGAUCUGUACGCCACCAGCGAAGAGCACCGGUUGAAUAUCGUUGCCCGUGUGGAUCAGGACUUUGAUUUCCGCCGGGUCCCGUCGGCGAUCGAUAAGGUGCUGGGUACUUUAUCGGGAGCUAGCAGCACGGAUUCGCCAGCAGUGCUGGUAAAGAAGCACAGUUCGAAAGCAAACAAAAAGAGCAAAAUGACGGGCGAAUCUGCUGCCGGUAGAUGUAAGGCUAAGCGUAGUAAAGUGACUGUUUCUGAAGCCGAGGUCAAGGACCUGAUAAAUCAAAUGAAUACCACUGGCGAAGAGCAUCAUGCUACAGGGUUGGAGGCCUUGAGCUUUCUGUUGGGCGAGGGAUGAUGAGUUCUAUCGCGAGAUGAAAAGUGUAAUGACCGAUUGGUUUUCAGAUUAAAACAAGUCGAACGAGUAUUAAAAUUGUGACCGUAGAAUGUAAAAA
This is a messenger RNA of Topomyia yanbarensis, 1443 nucleotides long. RefSeq names its product telomere zinc finger-associated protein-like. Bases 135 to 1346 code for a protein of 403 amino acids. Gene Ontology annotation, molecular function: RNA polymerase II cis-regulatory region sequence-specific DNA binding; DNA-binding transcription factor activity. Lineage: Eukaryota; Metazoa; Arthropoda; Insecta; Diptera; Culicidae. The record is from RefSeq and is a predicted model, not a curated record. Gene Ontology annotation, biological process: regulation of transcription by RNA polymerase II. The transcript is spliced from 2 exons.